This is a messenger RNA of Selaginella moellendorffii, 1900 nucleotides long. Its product is annotated as T-complex protein 1 subunit epsilon. Gene Ontology annotation, molecular function: ATP hydrolysis activity; ATP-dependent protein folding chaperone; ATP binding. Gene Ontology annotation, biological process: protein folding. The transcript is spliced from 9 exons. The record is from RefSeq and is a predicted model, not a curated record. The coding region runs from base 113 to 1723 and encodes 536 amino acids. Gene Ontology annotation, cellular component: chaperonin-containing T-complex. NCBI's taxonomy places the organism in Eukaryota, Viridiplantae, Streptophyta, Lycopodiopsida, Selaginellales, Selaginellaceae.
UAUGAUUUCCCGAUCCAACGGUGGGAAGAAGUCCAACGGUGUGGAUUUGUCGCUAUAGGACUUGCUUUUUAGGGUUCUUGGGUAGGGUUCUUGGCUUUUUGCUUGCGCGGCGAUGGCGCUCGCAUUCGACGAGUAUGGGCGGCCGUUCAUCAUUCUCCGCGAGCAGGAGCAGAAGACUCGAGCGAAAGGUUUGGAAGCUCAGAAGGCGAAUAUUAUGGCCGCCAAAUCCGUCGCUCGCAUCCUCCGGACGUCUCUGGGCCCGAAAGGCAUGGACAAAAUGCUCCAGAGCGGCGAUGGCGAUGUCACAAUCUCGAACGAUGGCGCUACCAUCUUAGAGCAGAUGGAAGUGGAGAAUCAGAUCGGAAAGCUCAUGGUGGAGCUCUCCAGGAGCCAGGAUUAUGAGAUUGGCGAUGGAACCACUGGUGUGGUAGUCACAGCCGGGGCGCUGCUCGAACAGGCCGAGAUCCUUCUUGAACGAGGGAUUCAUCCUAUUCGUGUUGCCGAGGGCUACGAGCAGGCUGCUAGGAUUGCUGUGGACCAUCUGUCGAAGAUCUCUCACAGCUUUGAGUUCAGUUCCACCAACAUCCAGCCGCUAGUUCAGACUUGCAUGACAACGCUUUCUUCAAAGAUUGUCAAUCGCUGCAAGGCAUUGCUCGCGGAGAUUGCCGUCAAAGCUGUUCUCGCAGUUGCAGAUCUGGAGAGGAAGGAUGUGAACCUGGAUCUGAUCAAGGUCGAGGGAAAGGUUGGCGGUAAAUUGGAGGACACGGAGCUUGUCUACGGCAUUGUUGUUGACAAAGACAUGAGCCAUCCACAAAUGCCCAAGAGGAUAGAAGAUGCGAAGAUUGCAAUCUUGACGUGUCCCUUCGAGCCGCCGAAGCCAAAGACCAAGCAUAAGAUCGACAUUGAUUCCACCGAGAAAUUCGAGGCACUUCGAGAAGCCGAGAAGAAGUACUUUGAUGAGAUGGUGCAGAAGUGCAAGGAUGUUGGCGCUACGCUUGUUAUCUGCCAGUGGGGAUUUGACGAUGAAGCAAACCAUCUGUUGAUGCAUCGUGGUCUGCCGGCUGUUCGAUGGGUCGGAGGUGUUGAACUGGAGCUCAUUGCUAUUGCCACAGGUGGCAGGAUUGUGCCCAGAUUUCAGGAGCUGACGCCCGAGAAGCUUGGACGGGCUGGGAUAGUGCGGGAGAAGUCUUUUGGAACGACAAAAGAUAGGAUGCUUUACAUUGAGCAGUGUGCCAACUCUCGGGCAGUGACAAUAUUUAUUCGGGGAGCUAGCAAGAUGAUGGUCGAGGAGACAAAACGUAGUAUCCAUGAUGCAUUAUGCGUUGCGCGGAACCUCAUCCGUGAUAAUUCUAUCGUUUACGGAGGAGGGUCUGCCGAGAUUGCAUGCUCCAUCGCGGUGGAAGCUGCUGCAGAUCGGAUUCCAGGCGUCGAACAGUAUGCCGUUCGAGCUUUCGCCGACGCUCUUGAUGGAGUUCCCAUGGCGCUGGCUGAGAACAGUGGCUUGCAACCAAUCGAUACAUUGACAGCCGUGAAAGCCCAGCAGAUCAAGGAGAAAAAUCCCCACCUCGGAAUCGACUGCAACGAUGUUAAGACGAACGACAUGAAGGAGCAGAACGUUUUCGAGACGUUGAUUGGGAAGAAGCAACAGAUUCUCCUCGCAACUCAGGUGGUGAAGAUGAUCCUCAAGAUCGAUGAUGUGAUCACGCCGUCGCAGUAUAUCUGAGCGGAGAGAAGCCUGGAGCCCGAAUCUAACCAAAGCCAGGAGGUUGGUUCCAUCUGGCUUGCAACUGGUCGUCUAGUUGAGGAUAGGGGGCGUAGAAGUUUUGUCCGUCUUGUUGUAUUGUGCUGUAAUCUGGGAGGCUGGGAGAAUAGCUAAACUUUGGAGCUUUUUGCUUGAGCU